Molecule: messenger RNA, 624 nt
Organism: Saprolegnia parasitica CBS 223.65
Lineage: Eukaryota; Oomycota; Saprolegniomycetes; Saprolegniales; Saprolegniaceae
Exons: 1
Coding region: 39-533 (164 amino acids)
Biological process (GO): positive regulation of transcription by RNA polymerase II
Molecular function (GO): transcription factor binding
Source: RefSeq, a predicted model, not a curated record
AGUGAAAGCAAGAGAGUGCAUUUUGCCGAGACAGCAGCAUGAGCCAACUUGCCGAGGAUGACGACGUCGUGGUCGUUGGCGCCCGUCCUGCACCGCCGUCCGACGAUGACGACAUCCUUGUCACAGAUGCCGCUGGCAACCCGAUCGUGAUCAUGCGGCCGAUCGUAGCCUCGAGCGGUCGGCGAAAUCGUGGGCGACGACGGCCGCCUCCACCGCCCGCCGUGGCCAACGCCGACGUGAUUGAGCUCCUCUCCGACAAUGAAGACGCCAACCCGCGCAUUGUACUCGAUCCACAAGCACAAGCUCGCGCCAACGCGUUAGAGGAGAACCGGAAGCGCGAGCGCAUCGUCGAGACCGCCAAGGCCAAGAUGCGAUGUCCCUUAUGUCUCGACCCGUACGAGGAAAUGGCAUCGACGACCUGCGGGCACGUCUACUGCAAAGAGUGCAUCACAUUGGUCGUCGCCAAGAUCCACAAGUGUCCUCUCUGCCAACGCAAGCUCGCCACACGAGACAUCCAUGCCAUCUUUGUCUAACGGCACGCGAAAUAGCAUGCGCAUCGCGUUUGUCACAAUACCUCUAGCGUCUCGUGCAUCCUAUUUACGCUUGAAGACGCCUCUACAUCGC